AUGCCUCCCUCCACCAAUGAUGGCAGUGAUGGUGGAAGUUCUUCGCAGCUGACACGUUCAGCAAGUUAUAACUAUAUUCCGGCUCUCAUUCCAGACGGAGAUGGUACCCUUAUGAGGAAAACGCUUUCUGAGGUUAAUCUAACACACUCGACCGACCAGCAGACACACUCACAAAAGACCGAGGAUUUUGCAACGGGAAAAGAGAUACUGCGCCAAUCGUCUCUUCGUUCUAAACGUAAGAAUGGUUCCACAUUCACUCUGGGAGAUGAUGAUGGAAACAGAGCGAGCAUGGCAAACGGCGGGAGUGCCAGGACUACUGAAUCGACGGACCGCUCGCGGAAAACGAAAACCGUAGCUGGUGCUUUAGCAAGCUUGACUCGUAAACCAUGGAAAACCUCGAGAUCUCCUUCGCCAUCCCAGUCCAACAAAGAUAUGAUACGGCGUUUAGGGCGCUCAAAUGGACAGAUCUCCCCAGCUGAAAUCGAAACAGCAAUACAUGACAACACGCUUACAGAACCAGUUAAAGAUAGCGGGAAGUAUAAGGCCAAUGAUCCAGCUAGAACAACCGCUGUUUUGACCAAACGAAAUAAACGGCCGCUCAGCGUAACUGCAGCAAAAGACCAAAAUGACAAGCCUCCUUCUGUUUCUAGAAGCCCUUCUAUUCGAUCAUUGCGCCGGAAAUCCUCUUUAGAACGCCUAGCAGCGUCUGUCGGGCUUUCCAGACAAGAUAUCCCUCCAAUUCCACAGAAUUCUCCACCAGAGGUAACCAAACUGAAACCGGAACAGCCACGGAAAAGGGAUGAGCUAUGGAAUGUAUUCAGAGGGCUCGAUGCAGAUUUUCAAAAAUAUCAAUCAAAAUCUAGUUCCCUUAAAGUCAAUGUUAUCCGCUCCUCUCUUCUUCCAUGCCUUUCGCGCUAUGCCAACCAUCCGUCCAACGCACAGCUACGGCCCGAAGACCUAGAUCGACGUGUGAACAUAUUGAACAAAUGGUGGACUGGUUUGUUGGAAACUCUCAGUGGGAGAACAAGCAAUUCCAUAACGGGGGUAGACAGGCCUGUUUAUCUCGAAGCCAUUACAGCUAUAAUGAUGAGACCCGAAUGGCGAGCACCGACCUCUCCAAGUUCACCAGGUGCAACCCCAACUCAAAAGUCGGAUUUUACUCGAAAAUCCAAUACGUCCCUCGAGUCUACAGGGUCAGACUUCCUGGUCGAUUCCAUUCAUCACAAUGUCCGUAACAUACUUUCCCAGAACUUGCUUUCUCAGCUAUCAUAUUGCAUUGAUAAAAUGUCUACAAGGCACACACCUGCAAGCUUGGUUUCAUUCGCAGGAAAAUCAUGCGCAUACGCUUUCUUUUUCUGCCGGGAUGUGUGCGAUCUACUCGUGCGAUUGUGGAAUAUUGGGCCUGAAUUGAUACGGAGGGUCAUCAGUCAGUUCAAAUCAGAGGGAAACCUAUCGACCAGGAAUGCAAUGUCUGAACAAAUCGCAUCUCACUUCCCGCCGGUGGUGAGAGGAUUAAGUUUCACUUCGCAUGCUGCCUUGGUUCGUAAUAUGCGCCGGAACGCCUCCGUUCCUUUGGCUGCGUCCAACAUCAACUGGUUUGGACCGUGGGUCUCCAGAUGGUGUGGGCGAGAUACUGACCUGUUUUUCGUUUUUGUGAAGCAUUUCCACAUUCUGGUUGCAGAGUUUUUGCCCGCGGGAACGGAUUUUACAAAACGUAUAUAUGUUCCUGGUCUGGUGCCGGUGCAUGCUCAAAUGCUAGUAGUCCUGGAGAGCACGCUCAGUAAACAGUCUAACCCCCAAAUUCCGGAUAAUAUCAAUGGCCCUGCGACGACUACAUUUGAAGAUUUUAUCGACGGAGCAGAGGCCACAGCAACUGGCUUCCCUCUGGGGGCUACGAAUUCUUUGCGAAUCAUGUCUGAGAAUCGGCUGAUUUUAAUACUGAAACACAUCCUCCUGGACAACUCCGUGCCGUCGGAUACGAAGCAAUUUUUCCUUGAGACAUUCUGUGGAAUUCUCAAGCUGGCCGCUCGGAAAACCUCACUUUUUGACCAUGGACCAUGCUUUGUACUUUGCGACUUUGUUGAAGAGCUCCUCCCAAUCAUCCCUCCUUAUUGCAAAUCGACUGGCCAAGCCGAUAUACUAGACUGGGACUUUUGGCUUGAAGUUUGCAAGCAAAUGAUGAAAAGCAGAAAUGUCGUUACUGAAGUACGAGCUUUUGCUUUUAUAUUCGCUGCUUGGGAUGCUAUCAAUGGCGUGGAACUGAGAAAAGAGCUAUUAUGCUUAGGAAUGCUGUUACAGGAAAAGCUCUUUUACCACUACUUCAGCCACUGGAGCCCCAUGAUCCGGUCCUACUUCCACCGGUUGAUAUGCUGGAGACUAGCACGAUUAAAUGAAAACCCUUCGGCUUUGGAUAGACGAAUAUACAAUACUUUGUCCAGCCGGCUAAGUGAAAUCUGGAGUUACUUUCUGUCUUAUCAAUCGAAAGCGGAAAAACAACUCACAGCGCCCCUCUCCGCAGUUCCUUCACAGCCACAAACGAAGAAGCGAUGGAAAGUCUUGAGGUCGAUAUUCGGCAAUGGCUCCAAUCCAAAACCCGGUGAAAUCUACCUGCAAUCAACCCGCAACGUGGCUAUCAGCAGUUCUGACUCUGGGUCUGGAUCUGUGUCGAGGUCCAUAUCUGAUACAAGUUCCGUCCUUGAAUCUGAUACUGACUACAUGGAGGACGUCUCGAACGCUCCAACCACGGCCACUUCUCCUCCAAUCGUCGGCUCUGGUUCCACGAAAGAAAUGCCCUUUGCGCCAUUCCAAUGUCCUAGCAACAACUACUCCUUCUCCAGUAAAUAUGCCGGUCGAGCUUUGGCAGAAUGGAGCUUGGUUGUUUCCGAAUGUGAUUGCUUUUUCCAGAGAAGACGAGAUGAGGGCGUUCCGUAUGAUAACUUGGUCGAGAUUCCAAUGCUAGGCGUCGAGAGCUUUAGGAAAUAA
Molecule: messenger RNA, 2982 nt
Organism: Uncinocarpus reesii 1704
Lineage: Eukaryota; Fungi; Ascomycota; Eurotiomycetes; Onygenales; Onygenaceae
Exons: 5
Coding region: 1-2982 (993 amino acids)
Source: RefSeq, a predicted model, not a curated record